AUGGGUUGUGGACAAUCAAAACAUGAUGUCGUUACUGGUAACACCACGAUUGUCCGAAAAACAAAUGACAUCUCGGAUGUGGUUUCUUCAGACCAGCCACAAACCACCGUAGAAAAUAAUACCAAUAAAUUAGAGGGAAAGAAACCUGGAGGAGAUUGUGACGAGACGCUGGAGGAAGAGACAAAUGAUGAACAAAAACAUGAGGAAAAGAUAACAACCACUUUGCCGUUGGUGAUGGCGACAAUGUUGGAAAAUAUUAUGACGGAAGAAAGUGUUAACGACGUAAAUGAGAGAAUUUGGCCUAUGGAUGAACAAAAGGCAGAAAUAAUUGAUAGUGAAACAGUUGUAGAAGAGGAAAAAAGUACUGAAUACAAAAUUUUCAAUGACGCUGACACUAAAAUUCCACUUCUCGAAGUUGAAGAACCAAAGCCGGAGAUGGAGACUCUAGUUAGAACAUAUUCAAAAAUUUUGACCACAAAUGAUGUUGAAAUUGCUAGCUCCGAAAAUGUUGAAACAGAGUCCAAAGAAAACAAUGACACUUCUGUUUUGAAGGACGAAGAUAAAGCUAAUCUUGUAGUGAAUGUGAAAACUGUUGAUACUGCAUCCACAGAAAAUGAUGACACUUCUAUUAUAAAGGAAAAAUAUGAAGUUAAUCUUGUAGAGAAUGUAGAGACAACUGCCUCAGAAACUAUCAAAAUUGUGCCCAUAGAAAACAGUAACACUCUUGUUUUAAAGGAUCAAGAUGAAGUUGAUCUUGCAGAGAAUGUAGAGACUGUUAAAAGUAUGUCUACAGUAAUUGAUGACAGUCUUGUUUUAAAGGACGAACAUAAAAUUGAUCUUUUAGAGAAUGUAGAGAGUACCGCCUUGGAAACUGUAAAAAAUGUUUCUGCUGGAAAUGGUGACACCCCUAUUUUAGAGAAUGAAGACGGAGAUGAUCUUGUAGAGUGCAUAGAGUAUAUCAAAAGUGGGUCCACAGAAAACGAUGAUACUCUUGCUCUAAAGAAUGAAGAUAAAGUUGAUGUUUUAGAUAAUGUAGAGAUUGCCACCUCUGAAAUUGUCGAAACUACAUCCACAAAAAAUGUUUUAAAGGAAGAAGAUGAAGUUGAUCUUGUAGAGAAUGUAGAGACGGCCGCCUCAGAAGUAGUUGAAAAUGUCCCCAAAGAAAUCCAUGACACACAUGUUUUAUAUGAUGAAGCUGCUCUUGUAGAGUAUGUAGGGACUGUCAAAAGUGUGUCCACAAUAAACGAUGACACUCUUUUUUUAAAGGAUGAAGAUAAAGUUGAUCAUAUAGAGAAUGUUGAGACUUCCGCCAUGGAAACUGUCGAAGUUGUGCCCACAGAAAAUGAUAGCACUCAUGCUUUAAAGGAUGAAUAUGAAGCUAAUCUUGUAGAAAAUGAUGAAGAUGAAAUAGAUCUUGUAGAGAAUGUAGAGACUAUUGAAAGUGUCUCCACAGAAAACGGUGACACUCUUGAUCUAAAAGACGAAGAUGAAGUUCAUCUUGUAGAGACUGUCGAAAGUGCAUCCAAAGAAAACAAUGACACUCUUGUUCUAAAGGACGAAGAUAAAGUUGAUUUUGUAGAGAAGGUAGAGACUGUUGAAAGUGCAUCCAUAGAAUAUGAUGACACUCUUGUUCUAAAUGACGAAGGUAAUGUUGGUCUUGUUGAGAAAGUAGAGACUACCGCUUUAGAAACUGUUGAAACUGUGCCCAUGGAUAAUGAAGAAGCUCAUGUUUUAAAUAAUGAAGAUGAAGUUAAUCUUGUAUCAAAUAUAGAUACUAUUGAAAGUGCGUUCACAGAAAAUGAUGACACUUUUUUUUAA
Messenger RNA from Eruca vesicaria subsp. sativa (arugula), 1818 nucleotides. The record is from the annotation of a GenBank genome assembly. NCBI's taxonomy places the organism in Eukaryota, Viridiplantae, Streptophyta, Magnoliopsida, Brassicales, Brassicaceae.